AUAGAUAACACUGUCAAUGCAUGUAUAGAGUCGUCAAUACGACGUCAUGCUCGUUCAAAGACGUUAUAGAUUGAUAUUUUUUUAAGAUAAAAUCUUUUGUUAUGAAAAUGAUUCUCCUAUAGUGAAGUGCCUUUAGAUGAUAGUGCUUAAAAUGUUAAAAGGAUAUUAAAUGGAGAUUAAUGAGCGAGCUACUGGCGCGAGUUGGCGCUGGCCACUUCUUGUAGCGGUUAUGGUGCUUAACAUCUGCUUGCCCAGUUUGGUACUUUCAUAUGGUGUGAUUUGGAUACAUUUGGCGAAUUACGAAGUCCCUUUAUGGCUCGGUCUUGCUGCUCCAUCAAUCUUCAUACUAAUUUAUGGGUUAACACAAUGCUGGUUCAGAGAGGCGGCCAACUCAUGGGGCGGGUCGAUAGGUUACAGGGUUAUGGCUUCAGUCGGACUUGUGCUCGUGAUUCUUGGUUUAAUAAUUUGCGCCUUCAUUCCUUAUCAUAUACAACCGUUCGUGUAUGGUAUAUUCGGUGGUGUAGGUUCAUCGCUAAUCUCGGCUCAAGUUGAUGCAGUUCUCUUCGAAACAUAUGAUUCACGCCUGGGCUUCAUACGAGGGUUGUGUUAUACGGGGCAGGCUGUUGGUCAAUCCACUUUUCCGCAUAUUUUAUACGUGCUCAUAGAACAAUACGGUUACCACUUUUCGUACAUAGUAUUAGCUGGUAUCAUGUUACAAACAUUGCCAGCAAUAAUGUUAUUGAAAAUAGAUGAGACUAGAAAAUCUAGCUACUUCUCUAGGUACAAGGAAUUGUCUCAAACGUUUAUGGUUUUCAAUAACGAUUCUAUGGACAAUUUCUAUGGUACUGAACUAAAACUACACGAUUUGAGUAAAAAAUGUUGGAAGAGUCCUUCGAGUGAUAAUCUACAUAAACUAGACGAAUUUGAUUACGACGAUGGGAGUAUUAUUGAAACAAUAACGCCGCCUCCUAGUCCGGAAGAAAAGAGAAGGAACAUGUUCGGUGUUGAAAUUUUACCAGAAAUACCAGAGGAAAGUGAAGAGAGUGACGUAGAUGAGCAUAGCUUGACAAGUAAAAAUAGUAAUAAGAAACGCCUCAGUGUCGCUAUAAAAAGGUUCAGUACAUUGGGUGACAACCUUGACGAAUGUAUCAUAAAUCAGUUAAGAAAAGAUUCUCAAUGCAAUGGCGAUACAAACGACAAAGAUUAUUCGGAAGUUGAAGUCACUUAUGAAACUAUAGCCCCUGUGACUGAUAUUCACACAGAGAAAAUUUUGAACUCUUUCAGCUUUCGAUGUCAAUCCGCUUAUGUUAAUAUGAGGAGAAAGUUUUUGAUACCGUCAUAUAGAAUUUAUAGGAUACGACGAAGAUUUUUGUACCUGAUGUAUAAUAUUAAUGAAACAUUUUUCAAACCGUUAACGAGAUCACUCUCUUGCAUAAAAUUUUACCCAGCUUUACUAUUAAGUUUCACCAAACUGACUCUAACGGGAGUUGGUGUUGUGCUGUUGCCCAUGAUUGGGUUGCAGUUGCGACCUCGAAUAGCAGUGUUGGAAAACAAUUUUUUAAUGUCAUUACAUGGAUUCACUUGGGUGUGUUUCCUAAUGUGCACGCCUUGGCUGGCACAAACUCCGAAAAGAAACUUUAAGUACGUCGCAGUCUGUGGACUCCUCAUAACAACUUGUGCGUGUUUUGUAUUGGCAGAAGCCAGAAACCACAACUCGUUCGCUAUCGGCUGUGUAGCGGCCGGUUUCGGGUACGGAGCUGUCACCUCGUGUUGGGAAACAGCCGCUCAAGACUUCGUCGGAGCUCGCAAAUGGCCAAAAAUUCACAGUACAUUAGAAACCCUAUCAGCGAUCCUCCAAGCUUUGUUUGUCGUGGGAAUAUUCUUUGCACUGCGACAAGAAAGCGGUCUUCAAUUUUCAAUGUUAAUUUUAUGUAUAGUACUGGCUGUCUGUACAUUACUUUGGUCUAUAAUCGCAAUCGUAUCAAUUUAUAAGAGCAAAGUUAGAUUAUUUAGUUUUAAAAAAAAACGAGGCUUUACUUGAAUGAGUGAUACCCAAUUAUUUAAAAUAUUUUUACUUAACGUUGAAUCUAUAUUAGUGAAUGUUGAUCUAGUUAGUUUAUGUAUAAAUUUAGGUAUAAGCUAAUUUUCGAUGACAAUUAAACAAUUUAAUAUAAUAAACAAGUACCUACCAUGAUAUUGUACAUAUAUAAUAAAAAUACCGGUUUUAAAUAUCGACAAUUAUGAAUAACAUUAUUUAUUACUUAAUUAUUUAUGAUUAAAGAAACUAAAAUAUAUUUUUACAUUCGAA
Molecule: messenger RNA, 2308 nt
Organism: Nymphalis io (European peacock)
Lineage: Eukaryota; Metazoa; Arthropoda; Insecta; Lepidoptera; Nymphalidae
Exons: 5
Coding region: 170-2041 (623 amino acids)
Biological process (GO): monocarboxylic acid transport; transmembrane transport
Molecular function (GO): monocarboxylic acid transmembrane transporter activity
Source: RefSeq, a predicted model, not a curated record